CCUAUCUCUUCGCCUGCUUCUCUUUUCGUAGUUUUGAGGAUCAGAGAACUCGAAGCAAGCCUUCAAUGGCGCUCUCCUCUUGCUCCCUCUCCUCCCUCGCCUCCUCCUUCUCCUCUCUCUCCUUCUCCUCCAACGUAUCCUCCUCUCACCGAAACCUCUCCUUCCCCGGUAUUCGCGUUUCGCGCCCAGCCGUUUCCUUGAAGGCUCUUCGCCCCAUUGCUGCUGUGGCGACGUUGCCGGAGCUGGAGGGGAUGACCCUGGAGAAGUAUGUGAAGACAAGGCUUCCAGGAGGAUUUGCUGCCCAGAAGAUCAUUGGGACUGGGCGGAGGAAGUGCGCCAUUGCUCGUGUCGUCCUCCAAGAAGGCACCGGGAAGUUCAUCAUCAACUACCGUGAUGCUAAGGAAUACCUACAAGGGAACCCCUUAUGGCUACAGUAUAUCAAACUCCCUUUACUGACAUUAGGGUUUGAGACCGGCUACGAUGUAUUUGUAAAAGCUCAUGGAGGUGGUCUUUCCGGUCAAGCUCAGGCAAUCUCUCUUGGCAUUGCACGUGCUUUGCUCAAGGUCAGCGAAAACCACAGAGCACCUUUGAGAAAGGAAGGCCUUCUGACAAGAGAUUCUCGAGUUGUUGAGAGGAAGAAAGUUGGCCUUAAAAAGGCUCGCAAGGCCCCCCAAUACUCAAAACGUUAAAAGAUCACUAAGUCAUCAAGAACCGUCGGUUUUCAAACUCGGAGCGGAUGUUUUCUGUCUGAUUGACAUGCUUUUCUUGCUUCUCUUCUUUUGUAUAAUCAAAUGUAUGGCCAUUGAUUGUAAUGUAAACUGACAAAUUCUUGGUCAUUUUGUAUCCCAGUUUCAGUAAAGAGUGCUUAGCUGAAAUUAUGCUAUGUUGGAGAUGGACCAUGGAAUUGUGAUUAUUAUUAUUGUUAUUUAUA
Dioscorea cayenensis subsp. rotundata (Guinea yam) is the source of this 931-nucleotide messenger RNA. RefSeq names its product 30S ribosomal protein S9, chloroplastic. Gene Ontology annotation, cellular component: plastid small ribosomal subunit; mitochondrial small ribosomal subunit; ribosome. Gene Ontology annotation, biological process: translation. Lineage: Eukaryota; Viridiplantae; Streptophyta; Magnoliopsida; Dioscoreales; Dioscoreaceae. The record is from RefSeq and is a predicted model, not a curated record. Gene Ontology annotation, molecular function: structural constituent of ribosome; RNA binding.